AUGAUUGCAGUCUCUGUGAAGCCAUUGUUCAUUGCCAUCUUCACAAUCUCUCUUUUCCUAGCUAUCGUUUUGCUGUCUCCUUCUUCUCCGUUUUCAGUACCCUCAUCGCUUCCUUCAACUAAACAAGCAGGGAAAUUGGAGAUAUGGAGUGCUAAGAGGCUUGUGGAGUGGAGGCCAUGCAAGUGGUGGAUUCAUGGAGCUCGCACCGCUCUACCAGCAGAGAGUCAUGGGUAUAUCCGUGUGGAUUGCUAUGGCGGCCUCAAUCAGAUGAGACGAGAUUUCUGCGAUGGUGUUGGCAUUGCCCGCUUGUUAAAUGCAACUCUGGUUUUGCCAAAGUUUGAAGCAGCAGCUUAUUGGAAUGAAUCAAGUGGAUUUGCAGAUGUAUUUGAUGUUGAUUACUUCAUUCAACAGAUGGAUGGCUUUGUUAAAGUUGUUAAAGAACUGCCAUCAGAGGUUGCAUUAAAAGAACCCUUCCCCGUAGACUGUAGCAAAAGAAAAGGCCAAUUUGAUUAUGUUGAAAGUGUUCUUCCGUCUUUAUUGAAAUACCAAUAUAUUUCAAUUACACCAGCAAUGAGUCAAAGAAGGGACAGGUAUCCUCGUUAUGCAAAAGCUGCACUUUGUCAAGCUUGUUAUGGCGCAUUACGCCUUGCAAGAACCUUGGAACAGAAAGCAGCAGAACUUCUGGAAGCUAUACCAAAACCCUUUCUUUCACUUCAUCUUCGAUUUGAACCUGACAUGGUAGCAUAUAGUCAAUGUGAGUACUCUGGCCUUUCUCCUUCUUCCAUGGAAGCCAUUGAAGCUGCAAGGGGAGACAGAAAACCAUGGACUGGGGAGUUGGCUCGUAUUUGGAGAAAACGAGGGAAGUGUCCCCUCACACCUAACGAGACAGCCUUCAUUCUUCAGGCACUUUCCAUCCCGACAGACACAAAUAUAUAUCUUGCAGCUGGGGAUGGCCUGAUGGAAAGUGAAGGUUUAAAAUCUAUUUACACCAACGUAGUCACCAAAUCUGCACUUCUCAGUGGUGAGGAUUUCCUAAAUAUGCAUGGGAACACAAAAGCUGCAUUGGAUUAUUAUGUAUCAAUCAACAGUGAUUCAUACGUGGCUACUUUUUUCGGGAACAUGGAUAAGAUGGUGGCUGCGAUGCGAGCUUAUAAGGGGUUGCAUAAUACCCUAUUCCUAAGCCGGAGAGCUUAUGCAGAGCUCACUUCUAAGGGCUUGGAUGGGAAGGAGUUGAUGCAAGCCUUAUGGGUGGCUCAUAAAGAAGAUUUUGCCUUGGGAAGAGGGUCUGCUUUGCCUGACUGCUUUUGUGAAUUCAAAUUGUGA
This is a messenger RNA of Dovyalis caffra, 1323 nucleotides long. Lineage: Eukaryota; Viridiplantae; Streptophyta; Magnoliopsida; Malpighiales; Salicaceae. The record is from the annotation of a GenBank genome assembly.